AUGGCGAGCUUCUGGCUUUUACUCUGGGAAUUCUCAUUAACCAUCGCUGUGGUUAUCUCGAUACUUGUGACAAUCUUUCUGGUCACAUUGCCGUCGGCCUACAGUCAUUUUCAUCCUCACGAAAUCAAGGAGACCGACUUUCAAGACAAGGACAAGGAGGAUGCUACACAAUCUGGUUAUGCCUACUUUCAAGCUCACAAGGAGAAGGAUAGAACUCUCAAAGCUCAAGCCUCUGUCCAAGUAGUAGUUCUCGGUGACAUCGGUCGAUCUCCUCGCAUGCAGUACCAUGCCCUCAGCAUUGCCAGCCACGGAGGAAAAGUCGACCUCAUCGGCUACGUCGACCCGUCCGUCGACAUAAAUCCGGACGUCAAAGCUCAUCGAUUGAUAAACAUCAUCCCGAUACCAGUCUUUCCUUUUGGAACGAAGAACAGACUGCUAUUCCUUCUGCUAGCCCCAUUCAAGGUCGCCUGGCAGUUUCAAGCACUAUAUCAUGCUCUCGGCUACCGGACAAAGGCUUGCCGAUGGAUGUUGAUCCAAAAUCCACCUUCAAUACCUACACUCCUUGUCGCGAGGAUUAUCUGUUUCUUCCGCAAUACACAACUAGUCGUUGACUGGCACAACUUUGGCUACAGCAUUCUCGCACUUCGCCUGGGUCCACGCCAUCCUCUGGUCAGACUGUCCGAGUGGUAUGAAGGCUUCUUUGCCAGAGGUGCUACAGCUCACCUUGCUGUUACCAAUGCUAUGUGUCGGGUGCUGAAGGAGAAGUGGAGUAUCGACGCCUUGCCUUUGCAUGACAGACCUGCGAAGCACUUACGACCACUUACAAUCGCCCAGCGAAUCGAAUUUCUGAAAACGAGACCCGAGCUACAGGGUCAACCUUUUGACCUCGAACGCCGAUCGUGGCGUCUGAUCGUCAGCUCGACAUCUUGGACGCCAGAUGAGGACUUCUCGAUCCUCCUUGACGCCGUAGUCCAAUACGCUGCGGAACGCAAGCAGAAGCGAAAUCUGCCACGAAUCUGGGCCGUGAUCACAGGCAAAGGUCCACUACAAAGCUACUACCUCGCCAAGGUCCAGCAGCUAGUGAGCGAGGGCAAGCUAGAUGAAACAAUCAUAUCAACCGCCUGGCUCACCACAGAUGACUACGCCCGAUUGCUUGGCUCGGCUGAUCUUGGCGUCUCCCUUCACACAUCAUCUUCUGGGGUCGACCUACCGAUGAAAGUGGUAGAUAUGUUUGGUACGGGCCUGCCAGUAGCAGGAUGGAGCAAGUUCAAGGCAUGGCCGGAGUUGGUCAAGGAAGGCGAGAACGGAAGAGGGUUUGGCAGCGCAGAAGGGUUGUGCCAGGUGCUGCAAGACUUAUUUGGGAGUGACGACAGGGAGCUCAAGAGGCUGGGAAACGGCGCAUUGAGAGAGCAGGAGCGAAGAUGGGACGACGAGUGGAUGCCUGUUGCUGGCAAGCUGUUUCGACUGCACUAA
This is a messenger RNA of Recurvomyces mirabilis, 1473 nucleotides long. RefSeq names its product mannosyltransferase (gene ALG1). Gene Ontology annotation, molecular function: mannosyltransferase activity. The coding region runs from base 1 to 1473 and encodes 490 amino acids. The record is from RefSeq and is a predicted model, not a curated record. The transcript has a single exon. Lineage: Eukaryota; Fungi; Ascomycota; Dothideomycetes; Mycosphaerellales; Teratosphaeriaceae. Gene Ontology annotation, cellular component: endoplasmic reticulum.